AGACAACAACAAAAAAAACGCCUCUUUACAAUCUUGAACAAUACAAUCUCAGCUCAACUCUACCCUUUCCUUUCGCUGAUAUCACGAGAUUCCAUCAAAGAAGAAGAUCUGAGAGAGAAAGAUGUCAACGUCAUCAAGCAACAAUCAUCAAUUCCGAUACACACAAACUCCAUCCAAAGUUCUUCACCUUCGCAAUCUUCCAUGGGAAUGUUCUGAAGAGGAACUCGUUGAGCUUUGUAGUCCUUUCGGUAGAAUCGUUAACACCAAAUGUAAUGUUGGCGCUAAUCGUAAUCAAGCCUUCGUUGAAUUCGUGGAUCAAAAUCAAGCAAUUUCAAUGGUUUCAUAUUACGCUUCAUCUUCAGAGCCUGCUCAGGUUCGUGGUAAAACUGUUUACAUACAAUAUUCCAAUAGACACGAAAUUGUCAACAACAAAAGCCCUGGAGAUAUUCCUGGAAAUGUCUUGCUGGUAACUAUUGAAGGCGUUGAAGCUGGGGAUGUGAGCAUUGAUGUUAUCCACCUGGUGUUUUCUGCUUUUGGCUUUGUUCACAAAAUUGCUACAUUCGAAAAGACCGCAGGUUUCCAGGCUCUGAUUCAGUUCACUGAUGCUGAGACUGCUGCUUCAGCUAGGGAUGCCCUGGAUGGAAGAAGCAUACCAAGAUACCUGCUUCCAGAGCAUGUUGGUUCUUGUAACUUGCGUAUUUCAUACUCAGCACACAGAGAUCUGAAUAUCAAAUUUCAAUCAAAUCGCAGCAGGGACUAUACAAAUCCUAUGCUUCCUGUCAAUCAUAGUGCUAUUGAGGGGGCAGCACAGCCUGCUAUAGGUCCUGAUGGGAAGAGGAUAGAAACGGAGAGCAAUGUGCUUUUGGCUUCCAUUGAGAAUAUGCAGUAUGCUGUUACUGUUGACGUCAUCAACACGGUGUUCUCUGCAUUUGGUACUGUCCAGAAAAUUGCUAUGUUUGAAAAGAAUGGUCAAACUCAGGCACUAAUUCAGUACCCAGAUGUUACCACGGCAGCAGCUGCUAGAGAAGCAUUAGAGGGGCAUUGCAUAUAUGAUGGUGGCUAUUGUAAGCUUCAUCUAUCAUACUCUCGUCAUACUGAUCUCAAUGUAAAGGCUUUCAGUGACAAAAGUAGAGACUAUACAGUACCACUAGUUCCUGCACCGGUAUGGCAAAAUCCUCAGGCUGCACCUAUGUACCCUACUAAUUCCCCUGCCUAUCAGACUCAAGUUCCUGGAGGUUCCCCUGCCUAUCAGACUCAAGUUCCUGGAGGACAAGUGCCAUCAUGGGAUCUAACUCAGCAUGCAGUUAGACCGGGCUAUGUACCUGUUCCUGGUGCUUAUCCUGGUCAAACUGGUGCGUUUCCUACAAUGCCCUCCUAUGGGUCCGCAGCUAUGCCUACCGCUUCUUCACCUCUUGCUCAAAGCAGCCAUCCUGGGGCUCCUCACAAUGUAAACUUACAGCCUAGUGGUGGUUCAACUUCUGGUCCUGGUUCCUCGCCACACAUGCAACAAAACCUUGGUGCUCAAGGAAUGGUUCGGCCUGGGGCGCCGCCAAAUGUGAGACCUGGUGGUGCUUCACCUUCAGGCCAACAUUAUUAUGGUUAGGAACUUAUAGUUUUACUUUUAAGUGUCAACUCAAUCAAAGGAGACCGGCUUUAAUGAUGGAAGAGUGAUAAUAUGACUUAAGUUGUUGUUCAGUUGGAAAGUACAUCAUCAAUAUUUAUUAGUAAUUUUAAUAAUGAAAUUUAAUUUGCAAGCUUUGGAAUUGCAUAAA
Medicago truncatula (barrel medic) is the source of this 1772-nucleotide messenger RNA. Its product is annotated as polypyrimidine tract-binding protein homolog 1. NCBI's taxonomy places the organism in Eukaryota, Viridiplantae, Streptophyta, Magnoliopsida, Fabales, Fabaceae. The coding region runs from base 122 to 1603 and encodes 493 amino acids. Gene Ontology annotation, molecular function: RNA binding. The transcript is spliced from 10 exons. The record is from RefSeq and is a predicted model, not a curated record.